Molecule: messenger RNA, 4126 nt
Organism: Acanthaster planci (crown-of-thorns starfish)
Lineage: Eukaryota; Metazoa; Echinodermata; Asteroidea; Valvatida; Acanthasteridae
Product: transmembrane protein 50A-like
Source: RefSeq, a predicted model, not a curated record
GUUUAAACGAGAUAAAAUGAUUUUUGGAGUUGGCAGCAUAACGCGUCUGUGCUGUUUUCCUGCAUGUAGGCGGUGGACUCACCUCUGCUUCUGAAAAGGGGCAGGUGCUAUGUAGAUAGCUUUUUAGAACUAGCUGGAUAAAAACAUGCAAAAGUCGUAGGCACUCAUCGGUUGAAGCCACUGAAACGUCAGAAAUGACAGGAUAUCCAACAGAGGGCGCAAGUUAACUAAAAAAAAUUAUGAUCGCAGGUUAUUAAAAAAACUAGGGCGUGUGAUUAGCUGCGUGGUCAUGGUGGUACGGAAAUUUGGGUAAUUUUGUCAGUUUGCGUUACCGUUUGAAAAAUCUUUUUCACGCUACCAGGUUAAUCAACAAGUGCAUCUGGAGUCGUACAUUGCGACAUCGAAGACAGGCUUCCAGUGGAAAUUUUCAAGUAGCAGAGGUCACUGCAAAAACCACCCUCAUAUGAAGGGAAUUCCAUAACACGCGGGUCAGGGAAAAAAUAUUUGCUUGGUGAAGUUCUUUCGGAGAUUCCGACACGCACGUUGGUGUGACGCGCGUGCUUGGGUAGGUGCCAGGGCCUGCCGAGAUGUCUGGCUGCUUAGACCGUGUUGAGUGCCACUUGCCAGAAUGGUGUGAGCUCGGGGAGAAGCGGAAUUUCAUUGCCUCCGUCGCCGCCGGCAUCCUGUUUUUUGCGGGUUGGUGGUUAGCCAUAGAUGCCGCAGCAUGUUAUCCCCAGGACGACAAACUGGUCAAAGCCUAUCACGUCUGUGGAGUGGUCUCGACGAUAGCCUUCUUCAUGAUUAAUGCAGUGUCCGCGGGCCAGGUUAGAGGCGACUCAUACAACACGGGAUGCAUUGGACAAAGAGGAGCCCGUCUCUGGCUCUUUGUUGGUUUCCUCUUGGCCUUUGGUGGACUAAUUGGUGCCAGCUGGAUUCUCUUUGGGCCGUACGUGGUCAACAAACAAUUUUCAGAAUCUUACCCAGGCAUAGCAAUCUUCUUCCAGAAUUUCCUGAUCUUUGUGUCGGGAAUCGUGUUCAAGUUUGGUCGAACGGAAGACUUGUGGGAGUAAGCCUGGGACAUGCAGAACACCUGUUUUUAUUGAUUACUGCUUAAGUUUGUUUGUGCUUGUGCAGGUCCAAGCUGUUUAAGUUACAGCCCAAAUACUAACAUUGUGACAGCUUUAGCUGUACACUUUGUUGUUGCGUAUGCAUUUAUUUAAGUACAAAUUUGUGUGUACAUUUUGGUUUUUUUUAUUUUAGUCCAGAGAAUUAAUUCUGUGUUGUAUAAAAGUCGUAAAUCAAUCAUGCAGUAUGCUAAUAGCUCUAGAUUGUGAGAGGCUCAAAUUGAAGUUUUUUUAGUUCAAUCGAGAUGUUUUUUAACAGAAGUUACAGUUUAGGUGAAACUGUAGUCAACUCAGUGACAAGGGAGAUUAGAUUGAGAGCUGUCGAAGCAAUACAAAAUGUGCAAACAUUGAGAAAAUCGGGGAGGGUUUUCCUCUUGGACAAUCACUAGUGGCAUAGCUUUUCAUAAUGUUCAUGAAUUGUUUGCCUCUAAGCUGGGAAAAAUUGAGCUGGUCACAUGACGCAAAGUGUCGUAAGGAGAAAGCUGAAAAUUGAGCUGGUCACAUGACGCAAAGUGUCGUAAGGAGAAAGCUGAAAAUUGAGCUGGUCACAUGACGCAAAGUGUCGUAAGGAGAAAGCUGAAAAUUGAGCUGGUCCCAUGACGUGAAGUGUCGUAAGGAGAAAGCUGAAAAUUGAGCUGGUCACAUGACGCAAAGUGUCGUAAGGAGAAAGCUGAAAAUUGAGCUGCUUUUGACCUCCAAAUAAUUGCGGAUUGUCCAGCUCCUGAAUGGAUAGAAAACGAAGGAAGGACUGGCCAGCUGCAGGAAAACAAUCUAUUCCAAUCGGAAAAACCCAUUUACUCCAGAUAGGAAUUCAGAGGGAAAUUGGACACAGAAAUAAAGUGCUCGGAUGUCAUUUAUAAUGGACGUCGAGGUAAUUUGAGCCGUCAUUUGCGGAUUGUCAAUUUUUUAUCUACUGGUGAGAAAUUGCACUUCUGGUGCACACCGUUCAGUGUUCAGGAAAUAGAACCGAUUAUGAGAUUGUCUUUUCAGAAACAAUUUUUUUUUGGUGGCAGGCUGAGCAGCACGCACUUUUAAAAUGCACAAUGCCUUAUUUCAGCCUCUCAGAGUAGAAACGAGUCAUUUUAGUGCUUGUAGUCAGAAUAUGGCCUUGAUAAAUUCACCGUAAGUCAAAAUCUCGGUGCCGUGGCAUCACCCUGAGGAUCGCCAACAGAAGUUGAGGGUCAAAUGAAGGCUUUGAAUAGGUACUUGAUUCAAUAACAAUGCUCACUUUAAUGCGAACCAGGCCAGAGAGAUUGCAGGGAGAGAGGAAUUGUUAUUGUGGUGUAGCAAGUAAUUAUGCAAUCUCAAAAGCUCUGUGCUCAAAGUAUGUGCACGCAGUCCAUAGACCUCUAUCACGGGGCAGCCUUCUUGCUUUCUUACCAUUAAAAGUAGGGUAACGAAGCCACGGCUGGAAGGGAAAACAGUCUGUUCCCAUUUAUCACCAGGCAGAGUUGUAUUACUAUUGCCAGUGGGUCUACAGGGAAUAAGACAAACAUGGCAGCAUUGUGGUAAAGGUCUGUGGCGGUGGAUUAUCUGUCAGGUGCAGGACUGGAACAGGGCGUAAUCCCAACCCAGUUACAUGUACAUUGUUUCUUUACUUGCAUGAUUCGUACAUAGAUCAUACAAGGAAUGCAUCAGCAAACGCAGCGUGGGAUGUUCAACUUUUUCCAUACUGCACACUUUUAUUAUCUGUACAUAGAGAACGACAUAUCAAAGUAUACAUAAAACAAUUGCAGCCCUUUUUACCUCAAAGGAAAUGAUGCUGUCCUUAGGACAUUUAUAGAAGUAUGACUAAGCACUGUGGUCUAUUUAAGCUCAAGCAGUGACCACACUCGACUGCAGAGGAGUCCCCUUACCAUGAGCCACACGACUACUUUUCAUUUGAAUUUUCCUCAUGAACGCCCGAGUUCUUUGGGCUAGUAAAUUAGAGGCUUUUAUGCAGGGAUAAUUUUGGGAUACAUAAAGUAGGAAAGUUGCCACAGAAAACAAACACAAAGUGAGCUAUGCUAGUAAAGAGCACAGUGCCAGUCCAAUAGAAUCUCUCUGUAUAUUUGCACUGGGCACAAUUGAAGGUCCUGACACAGGGAUAUUACGCAUGUUAACCAGCUUUUUAGAGUAAGUCUGAAAUUCCGAAACUGUCAUAUGGUACAGGCAAAUAUUCGCUGUUGAUUGACUCUGCUCAUCAAAACAGUAGAACUGCUUGCUUGAUUAGAUGAUCAAUUCUUUAGCUCUUUGUUUUCACAGCCUGUUAAAAAUGUGUUUUGGGUAAUUUCUCCUGGGCUUCCCUUGACAAAACUGGAUGGAAACUGUCGUGAGUUUAAGUAGAGAUCUGUCUCAUAGGACACCAUCUUCGUAAGGAAUUUCCUGCUGCGUAUUCAACACCAUCAGGAGUGCGUGCAGAUGUUGUGCAUGUACGCUAUGCUCACAUUUGUGUUGGUCCAAAUAUCUUUGAAACGCCGUGCAGCAGAUGCGCAUCAAGAAAAUUGGACGUCCAGAAUGCAGAUGCACAUGGCAACCUUUUCGGAAGUCACAUCAUUUGAGAGAGAUCAACUAACCAGUCUGAAAUGUUUUGGUACAUAAUGCUCACUACACACUGCUUAAUUAAAACGCCAAGUGCUUCAGAAAUAUUGUACAUGCAUGAGAAGGUCACUGACCUCACCAUGGCUGACAAAAACAGAAAACAAUCAUUUCUGUCAGCUUCUCUAUAAUUCUGCCCCAAAGUCCAAACCACACAAAUCUUUUGUUUUAUACAAACUCAAGAAAACCUGCUGUAAAUAUUUAUUUGUCACCAUUGCAUAAUUACAUGAUUUUUAUGUAAAUCUUUUAAAACUGCAUCCCUCUUUCACGGAGGGUAGGUUUCCAAAAGUUGAAGUCCGAAGACGUCGGGAACGUUUUCAGAUAUGAACUUGAUUUGCAUGCAAGUAUGUUACUGUGGUGUAGUAUUCUGUAGUAAUCGCCCAUGUACAUAAAAAUUGAUGAAAAUAAAAGGUUUUCAGAUCUGA